CCUCCACAAUUAAACACCAAAAUAUUGCAGUAUUUAAGCAACAUGUAUUUCCAUAUGCUCCAUGGUUUCUCAUUUGUUCUGGUCCACUACGUGUAUGAAUAAGUAAUAUCACACGGACACACGUUGACCGGGAACGAAGAGGCCAGGCCGUGCAAUGGGACAUGGAUACCGGUUUGAACCAGUUGAAGGCAAGACUAUCUCUCCUGUACUAUACGCUGUCCCCCAUAAUUGAGAUGACUUCAAUGCCUGUGUAAUUAUCGAGUCGUAGCCUCGAGGCAUGAUUCGUUACAGCAUAACGGAGAAGAAAGGCGUCCGACGAUAGCAUACCGUGCCGCACCUUCCUUUAUGUCGAUAUGAGUAAAAUGGGACAACUGACAGGAUCCAUGUGAAGUUUGAGGCCGGGGGAGUUUGCAACAGAAUUCGCUCAACCCUGACCAUUUACCUGUUCGGUCACAUUUUUGUGCGGUGAGUUUGAUGCACAUAGCGACUUUGCUUUGUUCACCCGGAUGUGUGGCGACGCUUGGCAAGAAAAUAUGUUGUCUAUCACCCUGCUUGCCAGGCUGAUUAGCAUAAAAAUAGCGUGACGACGUCUCGUCCGAAUAUGGGCAUUAGGUGGUAGAACCAGUGCAUCACCCAAGCCCGUUGUCUACCUGCCGCCAUUUUGUAAAUCAUGUAUGGGACCAGGCACGACAAAGAAGUCCUUUUUGUGAGUGUGUUAGGAGUUGUCAGGGUAUGAUACAGUCUAACACAAGUCGCUAAAAUGAUCCGGGACAAGUCAGGAAGCAGACAUUAUCGGGUUGGGGAGUCGCAACCAACUUCUAGGACACAUUCAAGGCGAGGUUCCUGGUCAAGCACCACCUCGGAGCCCGCACCGAGACUGGAUCCCGACGACGAUGGGGAUUUCGACACGCCGACCGGGUCUCCUCGUGGCUCGCCGAGACCAAGAACGUUUGAAGGAGGUCCGCCGCUCGGGUUUGACUUCACACAGGGUCCGGGCCCAGGGAUACCGCCGCCUCCCUAUCCAGGAACGUCAGGUAUGCCAAUCACACCUUCUGCGGUUUCAAAUUUGCAACGGUCAUGGUCCAUAUCAUCGCUAUCUGAUGCCGUUUAUGAAGAGAAAAUCAAGCAGCUCGAAGAUCAGAACAAGGCCUUUGCUGUUUAUGUAGUACGAUCUAGAGAACUUGACCGAGAAAACAGGGCACUGAAAGCACAUAUAGAUUCCUUAAUGGCGUCAGGUGUAACUUCAGAUGGUUCCGAUGGUUCUACCGCUCAAUCACCGACUACCCCGACAUCACCCUUGUCUCCCACAAGCAGUGGGCCCGUAACAGAACGCCAGAGAUACAUGGAAGAAAUGACGAAGUUAAGGAAAAGGCUUUUAGAGGUAGAGACAGAGAACAGAGAGCUAAAAUCUCUUCUUAGCAAGAUGAGAAAAAGUGAAGAUGUAUUCACCAAGACACAAGAUGAGUUUCAGAAGAUGUUGACUGAAAAUCUGCAGCUAAAACGGGACAAGGCAAAAAUAGAAUUUGAUCUCGAACGACAGAAAAAAGCCAGCGAGAAAGCAAAGUAUCUAGAGGAAGAAAACUUGGUGCUCCAAAAGCAAUCUAAAAGUAGGGAAAUGGCAGAUGAAGAAAUGAGGCAACUACGUCAAAGAGUGGCUGACCUCUAUGCAGAGAAAGAACAAGGAGAGAAAGAGAGAAAGCUUCUUGAAGAUCAGUGCCUUAAAUUGCAAGAGAAUGCCAGAAAACAACUAGAAGGAGACGAAGCUGUACAGAGAAUAGUUCAGGAGAACAGAGAGCUUAAUAUGCAGAUCAGCAAGCUAAAGAAGUUGGAAUUCAGUCUCCAAGAAACUAGGAAAAACCUUGAGAAAUCAAGAGAGGAGUGUAGACAAAUGAGGCAAGACAACCUUGAGAAGCGAAGACAUUUGGAGUAUAUAGAGGCGCAGAGGUUUGAAGAAAAGCUGGAGAAGAGCCAGACAACUGUGAAAGAAUACAGAGCCAAGCUCAUUGACGUACAAAAUGAAAAGAAGAACCUAUUGGAAGAGAAAAGGUCAGCCGAUCAAAAGCUUAGGGAAUUGGAGUCAUUAAGAGGCGAGUCAAAAGUUCACGUGCAGCAGAUAGCAACACUCCAAGCUAAAACAGGUCAGAUGGGUCAGAUGGAGCAGGAUAUGAGGACCAUGAAAGAGCAACUAAACGCUUUAAGUGAGGAGAGGGAGAAUCUUGUGAGGGACUGCGAGCGAUACAGUCACCUCAUCCAGCAAGCUACAGACCAGCUAACGCAGUUGCAGGGAGAAAACAGUGAACUAAAGGCCCAAGCUGACAAAGUCCCGGGUAUGGAGAGCACUUUAACAGAGAUGGGUGCCAGAUUAGAACAGCUGUCAGGUGCUGAAGAGGAAAAUCAGGUGCUGCGAAAAACAACACAACAGCAGGGACAAGAACUGGAAAGGCUAGGGAGAGAAAGUGAGGAUGAAAUUGCCAAGCUGAAAGCAGGCAACGAAGAAAUGAUGACCUACGUCCAGCAAGCAGAACAACAGAUAAAUGAAAAUAACGCGAAAAUGAAUCAAAUACAAGAGGUGAACGUUCGUCUAGAAGGUCAGAACAAAUCCAUCAAGAAGGAAAUGCACGAAGUCUUAGUAACGUCGGGACAAAUAAGGCGUUCUUUGGAUGAAAAUAAGAAACAAAGCGUCGCUGUUUCUCAGUCUAUGAAGGAUGUGGAAGAGCGUCUACAGUCUGCGACGCAAGAAAGAGAUUCAAUGAGAGCAAAGAUUUCAGAAAUGGAAAACUUAUUGGAGGAAUCGAAGGCAAGAGAAAAAGAACUCUCAGAAACCAAAACAAAGAAAGAGGAAGAACUGGACCGUAUUCAGAAAGAACAUGCUGAAAUGAAGGAUAUGGUCAGUGGACUGCAACAAGCCAUGUCAGACAAUGAUACUGCAAACCAGGGUCUGAUCAGUGCUAAGGAAAAGGGAGACGAACAACUGCAAGCUUUGAUGCAGGAAAACCAAGAGUUGCAAGUUAAGAUCUUCAGUCUCGAGAAAGCCCUAAAGGAAGAUGCACCAGAUAACGAGAAGAUGAAUAGUUUGAUCGCCGACAAAGAGAUCCUGGAACAAAAAGUUGCGGACCUGGAGAAGAAACUAUCAGAGAAUCUUGACAAGUUGACAAUGUGCCUUGCAGAGCAGAGGGAAGCAGAGGAGAACAAGAAGAAGGCUAAGGAGUACACAGUCAUGAUGGUAGAGCACCAAAGUCUGCAGACAAAAUAUUCCGACCUCGAAAGCCUUCUUGAGGAUACCAAGAACCAAAGAGACUCUUUUGCCAAAGAGAAAGAUAAGAUUGCAAAAGAGGGAGAUGACAAGAUCAACGAUAUUAUGAAGGAACUUGACGACCUACGCAAGACAAACCAAGAAAUGGAGAAAGAGAUGGAACAACAUGUCAAAGUUGCCAAAGAGAAAGAUAAGAUCGCAAAUGACGGAGAUGACAAGAUCAAAGAAAUUAUGAAAGAACUGGAUGCCCUGCGCAAGACAAACCAAGAAAUGGAGAAGGAGGUGGAACAACACAUCAAAGUUGCGAAGGAGAAAGAGAAGAUUGCAAAAGAUGGAGAUGACAAGAUCAACGAAAUCAUGAAAGAAUUGGAUGCCCUGCGCAAGACAAACCACGAAAUGGCGAAGCAAAUGGAACAAGUCAAAGCCAGUGAGAAGGGAAAGGCAAGUGAACACAUACUUGAAACCCUGCGAAAAGAAUACAACGAACUCGCAAAGGAGCUGGACAAGAUCAGAUAUGAAAAGGAGUCGAUAACCAAACAGUACAAAGAGAGGCAGACGGCCACGAGCAAGCUUACUGAUGAACUGAAAGAGCAGAUUGAAAAGAUGAGGAAGGAAAACGAUGCAGUGUGGAAGGAAAGACAAGGACUUGAAACAAAAUUAAAAGAGACAUCGAAGAAGCACAAAGACGAGGCUGAAAAUCUGAAGAAAGAGUAUCAAAAGGCGUUGACGUCACUUGACGAGUGUCGAAAAAUGCUCCCCGAAAAACAGGUCACAGAACAGAAGGCUGCUGAGGCGUACAGUAGUCAGAGUAAAGAUAAGGAAGAACCUGCCAGAAAGAAAGGCAAACAGGACGACAUGAAUAAAACAUCAAGCAACAAGUCGGUGGAUGCCGUGGCGAAGAUGGAGUGUCAAGAAACCCAGACAGAGGGGAAACUGUCAACUAUGGAGUGGAAAGAAACACAGACAGAAUCAGAACGUGUGGAACAGCAUACGAGCAAGGCAGAGGGGAAACUGUCAACUAUGGAGUGGAAAGAAACACAGACAGAAUCAGAUCGCGUGGAAGAGCAUAGAAACCCAGGAGAGGGAAAAACGUCAACGAUGGAGUGGAAAGAAACUCAGACAGAGUCCGAUCCAGUGAAGACAGACACUAGUCCAGUGCAGGAAAAAGCGGAUAAAAACCAACAGACAGAAGAAACUACGAAAAAAAUGACCGACUUAGCAAAAGAACUGAAAGACCUUAAAGUGGAAAAUGCCAGAUUGUUGGCUGAAAAGGAAUACAUUCUGCAACAGUUCGAUAUAUCUCAUACCAAAGAAGAUGAAAUCAAGCCCUAUAAGGAGGCUGUAAACAGGGCAGAAGAGGAGAAAAAGCUGGUGUCGACAGAGCUAGACACACUCAAAGCACAGAUCGAGGAUCAAGAAGCGGCACACAAAACGCUUAUCAACGAGAAUCUCCAACUCAAGAAAGACCUUGGCCUUCAGACUGAGAUAGCAACAAAGCAUCAGCAGGACGCACUGUCUCGAAAAAUAGCAUAUGAGGGAAUGGAGAUGCGCAUCGUUGACAUAGAGAAGAUGACAGAAAAACUCAAACAAGAAAACAAAAGUCUCAAGACAGAGAAGGUCAAGUUGACCAAGGAAGCCGGGACUGCAACACCAAAGAAGGCAAGCCAGCGUAUGCGGGAAGCAAUAGAAACAUUGGAGCAAGAAAAUAAGAGUUUGGAAGAGGCAGCUAAGGAACACAAGAAAACAAAACGCGAGAUGGAACAAGCGAUUGACCAGUUGAAAAAGAGCAAUGCCCGUCUCAAAGAAGAGCUUGAAUCCCAAAAGGCAGCUCUAGACAGUUCCAAAACGUUGGCUCAGGAAAAGGAACAGAAAUUGUCUGAAACAGAGAACCAUUUGCAGAAAGAGAAGCAAACGGUAGAGGAACUCACAACACAGAUAGAAAGUGAAAAGAAGAUUGUACAGCAGCUAAAUGAAGAGAUGCAAAUCCAAAGGAACACUGUGGCAUCACUUGAGAACCAGCUAAAGGACGAAAAGACCACUAGGAAAGCACUCGAAGAUAGUACAGAGAAAACAAGGAAAGAGCUUGAGGAUACAAAACUGAAGAUGGCGGGGCAUUCAAAGGAAGCGGAGACAAAACUCCUAGAGCUUGAAAAAAAGAAAAUGAGCUCCGAGAAUGAGAUUGAUGAUAUGCAGAAGUUGAUUGAGGACAUCAGGCAGUCAAACAAAACAUUGGAAGCGGAAAAGGAAGUUCUAGAAAAGGAUGUGGAAUCCCAGAAAGAACUGAUAGAGGCCUUGGAAAAGGAUCUAGGCGAGGUGCAGUCCAAGUUGACGGGUGUGAGCUCCGAACUGGACCGAGUGAAGACUGAGCUGCAGCGAACAGAAGAAGUUGGGGAGCAAAUCAAUCAACUCUUGACAAAAACGAACAAAGAAGGUGAAACAAUGCAGAAGAAAAUAAAAGACCUCAAAAACGAAGUUGAGACGUCAAAAGCGGAAAAGAAGACCUUAACAGCCGAGAGAGAUCGCCUUCAAAGACAGCUGCGGAACAGUAUGACGAACGUAGAAGAGGAGGCUAGCGAAAUCAUGCAGCUUAAAGAGAAGCUCAGUCUAUCAAAAGAGGAAACAAGAGUGGCAAACAUCGAGAACGAAAAGCUCAAAUCUCUUGUUCGUGAGCUAAAGGACGCUCACACUAAGAUGCGCACUGAAAAUCUUCACUUACAGAGGGAGUGUGACACACAAAGUAAGGAGAUGGAAAGGAAAGUCAAGGAUUAUGAAGACAAAGCCAAGGCAAUGGACGAAGGUAGCAAUGCAUUGAAGAAACAGGUAGAAGAUUUGCUUCACCUGAAACACAGCUAUGACGAGAGCUGUAAAAAGAUUGAGCAGAUGUCAUUUGAGAAGGCAUCUCUUGAAGAGGAUAACAAUCGUCUGAAUGUGCAGUUAAAGGAGAAGGAAUCUCAAAUCGCUGAGGCCGAGACUGGUAAAACCUCCCUCGAGAAAGUGAUGAAAGAAAAGGUUGAUGAAAUUAACAGCAUUCGGACGAUCUUAGAGCAGAAGGUUAAGGAAGCAGAGAAUGCAAAGUCCAACAUAGAGCAGAAAGCAAAGGAAGCAGAGAAUGCGAUAAAAAGCAUAGAGCAGAAGGUAAAGGACACAGAGAAUGCGAAAAAGAACAUGGAGCAGAAGGCCAAAGAAGCAGAAAAUGCGAAGAACAACAUCAUGAAAGAGAAAGAAAACUUGAGCGAAAAAGUGAAACAGGCCGAAAAAGCAAAGGCAUUUGUAGAGAAAGAGAAAGAGCAACUGCAGUUGAGAGUCAGCGAUGCCGAGGUUCUCAUGCAAACCAACAGGGAUGCGCACGAACAGAGGUUAAGAGGAGUGGAAGAAGAGCUUUCACGAACAAAAGAAGAGAUGGACACUCUUAAGAAGACUUCAGCAGAAACUAAGAAGAGCAAAGAUCAAGGAGACCUUGAAAUAUCCCGGCUUCAGGCACGUGUAGAAGAGCUGGAAAAAGACAAGACUACAGAGUCUGGCAAAGAAAAUGAACAGCUUAAGAGAGUGAAAGCUGACCUGGAAAGCAAGUCGUCCGAACUUUCUUCAUUACAAUGGCAAGUGAAAGAGAAGGAAAGACGUCUGAAGGAUAAGGAAAACGUAGAGAAGGAGCUCACUGAUGUGAAACAACAGCUCAGAUCUGCGCUUCAAGACAAAGACACCAAAGAUAAAGAUAUCACAAAACUUCAACAGACAACAGGCAACCUUGAAAAGAAACAUUCAAUCUUGGAAAAAGACCUGAAGGAGAAUCAAAGCAAGUUAGAGGUAUUGAAGACAGACAAGGACCACCUGGGGUCGAAAGUAAGGUCGCUCGAACAGGAUGUACAAACCUGGAAGAAGCUGGCCGAAGACAGACAGAGGGAGAACUGGCGCAUUGGAGAGGAGACAUCUAAGACCAUCAAACAACUCGAGAGAGUCGUUAUAGAAAAGGAGAAGGCUGAAUUAUCAGCAUCUGCGAAAGGAAACAGCGAACUGCAAGAGGUGUCUAAAAAACUAGACCAGAUGACUCAAGAAGUUGAACAACUUCGACGGGAGAAGAGCCUAAUAACAGAGCAAAGUAUGGCAAAAGACCUGACCAUCAAGUCGUUGGAGGGAGAACAGUCAAUAGUGGCAGAACUGAGAACGGAAGCCAAUGCACUGCGGGACGAACUGUUGAAACUGAAGGAAGACAGGGCAAAACAAGAAAACUUCGUACAGAAGCUGGAAGACGAGAACUAUUCUCUGAGAUCUAAGGUGGACAUGGAAGAAAUGACAGAAAACUCAGAGUCCGUACGUAAACUUAGGUUCCAAGUUGCGCAACUGCAGGCUGAGAAUAAAUCAUUGCAAGGCUCCCUGAGGGCAAAGGAGGACGUCGACUGGCAAGUAAAAAAGAGAAGUAAAAGUACGGAGAAGCUGGAUGAGCGCAAUGUCAAUGAGCGCAUGAGAGAACAUCGGUGGAGACAGAGUGUGGACAUUGUUGAACAGAUGCGAGCUCUAGAAGAUGAGAAUGAAGCACUAAAGUCAUUAGUGGAGUCUUCGAAACUCGCCGAGGCACAGGCAAGGGCCUACAUCGAGCGUAUAGACAUUGUGAAUAGGGACAUGCAGGAGAAAAUGCAGAUGUUGGAAUCACAGAAUCGUGACAUGCGAGAGCAAAUGUCCUUUGUCCGAAGAGAGAUUGAUUCGGGCGUACGCAGCAGCCCAGAAGGUGACGACGGUGGGGCAAGAAAGGACGAAGGCAAUGCAACUAUCCCAGAAUCGGAAAAGGAAGAAAUUGAGGAGAAGCUAUGGCAAUUGGAAGUAGAAAAUAAACAGCUGAAGAAAACGCUUGCUUACCUGAGGGAAGAUGUGAAGACGGCUAAAAGCCCGUCUCCAAAAAUAUCAGGAGAAAUUGGGAGAAUUCGACAGCUUGAGAGAGAAAACGCUGAGCUUCUGUCUAAGCUGGCAAAGACGGGAACCAACCCACAGCAAGAAACAGGGUCUACAGUAGAGUACCUUCAAACGGAGAUCAAGCGGCUUUCUGGUGAGAGAGACGAGUGGCAAAGUUUGGCACCUGAAGUUGACCAACUCAAGCGGACCUUGGCCUACGUCAAGACAGAGAACGCCUCACUCAAGGAGAACCUUCAGAAAGUGCAAGUAAAGAACAACGAGCUUGAAAAGAGCUACCUACAACUCAGAGAAGAGAGGGAAAAACUCAAGGCAAAGUAUGAAGCCACGAAGCCGAAGAAACGACGUCCUUCCGGCAGUACAGACUCGGAAGAAAAAGACGACAAAGAAGACAAGGAGGCAAAAGAGAAGGGAAUGAAGCGCAGCACGUCGAUGAGGGACUCCUUUGUACGCCGGCUGUUCCCGAGCUCCAAGUAGACGUGGAUGCGGACUGGAAACGGGCGUACCUCCUCUGGACGGAACACCAGGCCAUGAAGGUACACUCACAAGAAGUCGAAGAGGAAAACAAGACUCUAAAGUCCCAGCUGCAGAAAAUGGCGAAAGACUUUGAGAACCAGCAGAAGCUGCGUAAAAGAGUAAUGGAAGAUGACAACAUGCUAGAAGAUAUUGUCGAGGAGCUCCAAAAACAAAUGGACGCAAACACACAACAAAAGCAGACAAUCAAAGACCUGAAGCUAAAGGAAAUCGAUCUACAAACACGGUUAGAGAAGCUCGAAGUUCUGUACAUAGAUGCGUGUAAUAGACUCCGCGUUAGGCCAGCACAGCAACACCACAGAGACUCCAUAGUCAGGGCUUUAGAAGACCAAAUAGAGGUUUUGGGGCAGAA
Molecule: messenger RNA, 9041 nt
Organism: Branchiostoma belcheri (Belcher's lancelet)
Lineage: Eukaryota; Metazoa; Chordata; Leptocardii; Amphioxiformes; Branchiostomatidae
Product: centrosomal protein of 290 kDa-like
Exons: 2
Coding region: 761-8632 (2623 amino acids)
Source: RefSeq, a predicted model, not a curated record